Messenger RNA from Haemonchus placei, 252 nucleotides. NCBI's taxonomy places the organism in Eukaryota, Metazoa, Nematoda, Chromadorea, Rhabditida, Trichostrongylidae. The record is from the annotation of a GenBank genome assembly.
AUGCAGCACUUUGCACUCACUAACUUGUAUGUUUGGGCUGUCUGCAUCUUGAGAAUUGUAAUUAGCAAUGAUAAAGUUUUCAUACUUGCUUGUCUUAUAUAGAUCUUAUGCAAAUCUAGGAGGAAAAAACAACAGCUAUUCUUCUCUGAAUCGUGUAUUUGCUCCACGUCAAUGGGAGAACGGCUUCUAACUGCUUCGCCCAUACAUCGAUGUCGACACGAUCCUCCUGUCCAUAGCACUCAAUGGCGAUAG